Molecule: messenger RNA, 2684 nt
Organism: Habropoda laboriosa
Lineage: Eukaryota; Metazoa; Arthropoda; Insecta; Hymenoptera; Apidae
Exons: 8
Coding region: 6-2027 (673 amino acids)
Source: RefSeq, a predicted model, not a curated record
CAUACAUGAGGCCAAGAAGCACGGCGGUUCAUAUUGCAAAAAUCGUGGCUGUCACCUUAGUAACAAUGACCGUGAUCCUUGGAAGCUUCAUCCUUGCAACAGCCUGGGUCCAUGCUCGAGCAACUUGCAGCGUUGAAUCAAUUGCUGCUAUGCAGGCUGAAUUGAGGCUGCAACAGCAAGAGCAACAACAACAGCAACAAGCUACUUCCGUUUCCUAUCAGCAAGGUGAACUUUUCAAUCAUCUGAAACCAGAAGCUCUCAUCCAGGACACAAGCGAGACGAAGGAAGUGCAGCAGUCUCUGGCUGAGCAAACACCUUCGAAGAAGGAGGCAGAGCCAGACACCAAGGACAUCAAAGUCCGCAAGGAGGAUGAGAACAAUUCAAAGUCAGAUAACGAUAGCGGUGACCAUGAAGACGACGACGAUGACUACGAUGACGACGAGUUCCCACCUGUGCACAUCAAGCUGCCUCUGCAAUUUGAUUUCGACGAAAUUGCAGGCACUUUGAUUCAAGAGGCACGCAGCAGAGUUUCUUGCGUGGUUGAGAGACGAAGGGCGGAUCAAGUGAUGGACGGUGCUAAUAACAAUAAUCUUGAUAGCAAUAAUACCGAUUCCCGUUAUCAAAGGUUGAGCGGAGAACGCGUUGCUAUUCUGUGCGAAUCUGGCAAUCCUCAGCAAGAACAACAAGAACAAGAAAUGCUCACACCGAUCAUCAUUCCUUUGGGAACCGUUCAAGUACCUCUUCAAUCUCAGGAGCCAAACCCAGCCUACCAUCAGUACCAAGUGCACACUCAAUAUCAAGUUCCUGACAUGCAGCAGUUGCCACUUAGCGAUCCACGCGGACUGAAUCACAUCCCACCUGGUAUGCUUCCUCCUGAAUUACGAAACCUUCCUCAGGUAACUAUGGAGAUGAGACCACCGCAAAUGGUGCCACAGACGCCCGCGAUGGGACCGCAAGCCCCCGCGAUGGGACCACAAAUUGAGAUGCGUCGAAUUCCCAUCGAAUUGCGUCACUUCCCAAUGAAUCCUAUGAGAGGUAUGCGACCACCGAUGCCCCAGGAACCGCAACAAGUGCCCGUGAUGUAUCAACAAGUCGACCAAACAUCUGGAACGUACGGCCAAGAGCAAGGUCCAGCGAUGAUGCCUCCUCCAGCACCACAAUCAGAAGCUCAAGUUCACGAGCAAAGGAUUAUUCCCCACGUGUUGAUCCCACAAACUGAACAACGACCACCUCAGAUGCAACCUCAAGUGCAGCCUCAAAUGCAACCUCAACCUCAACCUCAACCUCAGCCACAGCCGCAGCCACAGCCUCAAGUUACUGAGACACAACGUUCGCCCUUCCAAGGAAUUCCGUUCGAAAUUCGAAGGAUCAUCCAACAGGUGCCUUUAGAGAUCAAGAAUAUCAUUCAGCAUAUCACAGGUGAGGCUAGACCAAUGCCCAUACAAGUACCUGAAGGAGCUCGCCGUGAGAACGUUCAAGAAUUCAAACCGUUCCCGGAAGGAGCACAACCCAUUCCUCUUGGACUUCCACUUCCGGUAGAGGUACGAAAUCUAUUGGAGCAUGGAAAUAUCGAGGGUCGUCAGCGACCGGAUAGUUCCAGCGAACAACAGGAAGCUAAACCUUUCCCGGGACCGGAAGAGGACAGCGAGGAGGAAAGAAACUUUCCUGUACCGGCAGAAAUUCGUAACAUAAUUCACCAGGUAGUAGAGGGCAAUACUUUCUCAGUGCCAAGAUUCCCUCUGCCCUUGAGACCUGUAGAAUCCUUGGAAAUACCAGUGGAGGCUCGUGCUGAAGUUUCCGAUAGCCAAAGCUCUGAACAAGAAUCAGAACAACGACAGCAGGAACAACAAACCACUCAUUUGUUGUUACAACAACAGCAACAACAGCAAGCGCAACCACUGCACGAGCAAGAAGAAGAAAGUCGUCCACAUUAUGUGCAACCACGUUCGGUGCGCUCCAUCCCAGAGGCAUUCACCCAUCGCCGCGAGAAACGUGUACGCCGUUGCGCUUGUGAUUGCGCUUGUUAAUUCCACUUGCAGCGCACCGGAUCGAAUGUCCCAUCGUACCCGGUCAAAGAGGUUGCCCCAAAAAGAAGAAAAACAUCUCGAAACAUGUUUGACGAGUUCUUGUAACCCGAAAGAACAUUUUUCAGGUGUUCCCAACAACACAUGAACCUUUUUCUCCCCAUGAAAUUUCAUAUUUUUGUAAAUUUAUACAAGUAAAUUCGACCAGGUAUAUACCUCACUUUGCAGAAAAGAAAAUGGGACGAGAGUUGCAGAGAUUAAAAAGCGUUUCGUUAAGUCUAUAUAUAAUAGUAUUAUCGCGUUAUAAAGCAGCAAACCCACGAACGUGUUUUAUUUAGGCUGUUCACGGUACGAUGGAAGCAAAUAAAAUGAUAAAAAUAAGAGAGUAUACGUGGCUCAUAAGACACCGUAGAGAGUAGACAUUUAUAACGAGAGAGAUUCACCUACAAAUAGAGGGAAGAAGAUCCCACUGAUUACGAGUGAUAUUCUCUUUCAACUAACACGUCUCCGUCGGGGGAAACGCAAUAACUUCUGUCAUUACAAUUUCUUCUUCUCGUGAUAAUAAUAACAAAUGCAUACAGCGAGAAACUGAGAGAUACGAAUAGAUCUGUGAUCGUUUCUUUCAUUCUCGUUGAAAAAAAAAAAAAAAAUGAAAAAGAA